Molecule: messenger RNA, 2050 nt
Organism: Phalaenopsis equestris
Lineage: Eukaryota; Viridiplantae; Streptophyta; Magnoliopsida; Asparagales; Orchidaceae
Product: terpene synthase 10-like
Exons: 8
Coding region: 1-1938 (645 amino acids)
Molecular function (GO): magnesium ion binding; terpene synthase activity
Source: RefSeq, a predicted model, not a curated record
AUGCUCAGCUUAUAUGAGGCCUCCUACCAUAGUAUUGAAGGAGAAGAAGAACUAGAUGAAGCAGGAAAAAUUGCAAUGGAGCAUUUAAUAUGUCUUGAUAGAUCUUUAUUAUGUCCACAGCUUGUUGAAGAAAUAGAUCAUGCCUUGGAGAUACCCUUGCAUUGGAGAAUGCUAAGGAUACAUACUAGGUGGUUUAUUGAUGCAUAUGGUAGACGAGAGAAUUUUAAUCCCACAUUGCUUGAGUUGGCUAAGCUAGACUUCAACAUAGUGCAGAGCAUCUAUAAGACAGAGCUUCAAGAAAUGUCCAUGUGGUGGAAAAAUCUUGGUCUUGCUUGUACAGAGCUUAACUUUAUAAGGGAUAGACUUGUGGAGAAUUACUUUUGGGCCGUGGGAUUUACUUUUCAGCCUGAAUUUGGGAUAAGCAGAAAAGCUAUCACCAAAAUAAUUAGUCUCGUAGCAACAAUUGAUGAUAUUUAUGAUGUCUAUGGUGCCUUAGAUGAACUAGAACUCUUUACAAAUGUCGUUGAAAACUUACAAAGGCAACUUAAAUCUCUUUGGCUGCUCCUACCUGAAACCAUCAAGAAAAUUGCACAGGAGGAGAAAUAUAUACAUCGGAGGGAUAAAUUGAAGGAGGAAGUGAGGUAUUUGAUUGGACAACAACACGAUCUUAUCAAACAACUCGAACUUCAAGAUGCAAUGCGUCGGCUAGGACUCGACUAUCAUUUUAAUUCAGAGAUCAAGAACUUGUUGAAUUCCAUUAGUUCAUCAAAGCAGAAUAUAGAGGAUUUGAUACUGAAUAACAACCUUCAUGGCUCUGCCUUGCUUUUUAGGCUUCUAAGGGAACAUGGCAUUAAUAAUGCUCCAAUAUUAAGAGUUGAUGCUCUAACCAGUUGUUUCAAAAAAGUGAGAGAAAACUUCCAACUUAAUCAUCAACAUAAUAUCAAAGAAAUAAUAAGCUUAUAUGAGGCUUCCUACCUUGCUGUUGAAGGCGAGGAAGUAUUGGAUGAGAUGAGAGACUUCGCCGUUGAGUAUUUAAGCCACCUUGAUAGAUCCUUGCUAAGCCAAGAGCUCACUGAAGAAAUCGAUCAUGCCUUAGAGCUACCAUUGCAUUGGAGAUUAUCAAGGCUACAUACUAGAUGGUACAUUGAUGCUUAUGGGAAACAAGAGAAUGUUAAUCCCGUAUUGCUCGAGCUGGCUAAACUAGAUUUUAACAUUGUGCCGAGUAUCUACACGAUUGAGCUUAAGGAAAUGUCCAGGUGGUGGAGAAAUAUUGGUCUUGUUUCGGAUGAGAUUAAUUUUUCAAGAGAUAGACUGGUAGAGAACUUUUCAUUGGCAGUAGGGGAAACAUUUCAACCUAAAUUUUGGAGAUGCAGGAAGGCAAUUACCAAAAUAAAUUGUUUCAUUGCAUUAAUUGAUGAUAUUUAUGAUGUCUAUGGCACCUUGGAUGAACUGAAGAUCUUUACAAAUGCCAUUGAAGAUGACCUGAAAUUAUUUGGAAUUAUAAGAUGGAACAUAGCUACAGCUCAACAACUUCCAGAUCCCAUGAAGAUAUGCUUGGCCGCACUUUUCAGCACAAUGAAUAAUAUUUCCUCCUCAUUUUCAAUAGAGAAAGAGUUGGAUGCUCUUCUAUACUUAAAAAGAAUGGAAGAGAUCCCAAGAGGAGAAAAGGCAAACUCAGUUCAAUGCUAUAUGAAAGAGAAAGAUGUUUCAGAAUCAAUUGCUCGAGACUAUACAAGACAUUUGGUGAGAAAUUUUUGGAAAAAAUUGAAUGGAGAACUCAUUGAAUUCUCAACAUCUAUAGGAUCUUUUAAAGAAGGUAUUCUAGGUGUACCAAGAACAGCACAAUUUUUAUACCAAAAUGGAGAUGGAUAUGCGAUUGAUGAUGGAAAGAUUAGGGACCAAAUCUUUUAUAUGAUAAUUGAGCCAAUUCCACUUUGAAAGUAACGCCCUUGCAAAAAUACGCUUUUUUGAAGUUAGAUGUGUCGAAUUCAUUUUCCAAGUGUAUGCAUUAAGUACUUUUUCUUAUGAUUGAUUUUAUUACAUAAGUAAU